GUAAGUGAAGGCGUCCGAGGGGAGAUUUGAAGCUCUGUCCAGGGCUGGCUGGUCUGGCCUGGUCCUCCGUCGUUAAGAUCAGGGUCGACGCAAAAUCCCUCCAGACGUUUACCUCACCAUCGCACUCCACCAACAUACAUACACCAUCGUAUCCUCGUAGUGACUUUUCUUGGCGGCCUGCGAUACUUUCAGAGCUAAAAUUGAACCCAGUUCGCGCCUUCAGCUCCGCCCACGCACCACCCCGAAGCAUAAUCCACCACGGUGCACCCUGACACCGUCGACGACCGAGCAUCCAGGCGCCACGACGCACUCGGCAUCAUGGAGUUUAUCGGCUUGCAAAUGAUGGUGACGCUUAGGCAGCCUCUGGGAACAAUGCUCAAGGGUACCGUAAGCGCCAUAGAGCCCGGCACCAGUCUCACGUUGAGCAACGUCUUUACCCUUGGGACGAAUCACUGGCUGCCUAGAGUCAUCAUCGAUGCCGCCAAUAUACUCGAGCUUUCCGAAUCGAGGGAUGAGGUUGUGCCCAAUACCUUUACUGCUCCGGGCGUUAGCCCCGUUCCUGCACCCGUCAUCAACCAGCCCUCCCAGCCAGCCUUUGCGGACCCUGCGAUCCUGAGGAUGGGAAAGAGGCCUGGCUCUGACAUGAGAAGCGGAAGCGAGAAGCAGUCCCUUCCGGAAGCCACGCCUCAACCCACUCUUGCGGAAACAAGGGAUCCACGGCCCGGACAGCCCGGGGUUCUGUCCAGCGUACACCUGACCGGAGGCCCAAGAGACGAUGUAGUGAGUCUCAGCGAGACCCUGCAAGAAUUGGACGUGGAGGAGCCGACACCCACCGCGAGGCGACAUGCGCCGGAGAGCAGCGCAGUGCCGCAGGUUGCUCACGAGGUUCAGAGUCAGUCUCAAAAGAGGAAGAAUAGGCGGCGAGAAAAGCAACGAGCUCCACGAAAUGGUGUGACGGACGAGACCAUCCCGGAAAUUACUCCUAUGCGUGGCAACGCAGCUAACCGUGGGAAGGGCUGGAGACAAACGCCCAUGUUGCAAAGCUCGCCUUCGUUCCAGCCCUUCAACUCGCUUAAGCGCGGCAUUAAGGGGAAGAAGGAUCUGCCGGAAAACGGUUGGGCCUCUGAGGAUGUCACGGAGGAGAUGGCCGAGUUCGACUUUGAGAACAAUUUGGCCAAGUUCGAUAAGCGCACCAUCUUCGACCAGAUGCGUAAGGAGGAUCUGAUUGAUGAUGCGGAUCGCUUGGUGUCGCACAACCGCCGACCGAAGCCUGGGACUGCCGGAGGCAAGAACUUUCAUUAUUCGGAAAACGUUCUCGACAUACCAUCUGCAUCCUCGAAUGCGCACCAAGAUUUUUGGAACAGCGAGGCCGACGAUGCGGCCAAUGGGGUUGACCGACUGAGUGGCCGUGAUGUCCGGAGUGCUCAGAGUAGCCGUAGGGCUGAAAGCAAAUCGGGGCCGUCAAGGAGAUCGCAAUCGCGGAAAGCGAGCACGCAACUCCCUAGCCAGCCCCUGAAUCGCGUCAACUCCAACCACGUCACGCAGUCGGGCUUCUAUCUUGUGCCGUCGAACAGACGCCUAGAGACCGUUUCGGCACUUCAGAUGCUCAACCUGGAGAACAUCGCGGCCAACGAGAUCGGGCUGACAGAAGACAUGAUGGCCGAGAAUGCGGGCCGGGGUAUCGCUGAGGUGACAUUACGGGCGCUCGAGGACCCUGCGAUACAAGUCCGAUUCGGUACUGGCGGCGCGAAUGCUCAGAACAACAGCCUGGCGACGUCGGCUACUGUUGUCAUUCUCGCCGGCAACAACAAGUCUGGAAUUCGAGCCAUCUCGGCGGCUCGUCACCUGCGGAACAAGGGCCUCAACAUCCUUGUUUGCGUCGUCGGCGUUGAGCGGGAGCGCGAUCUGCUCGAAGAUAUGCGGCAGCAGAUCCGAGUUUUCAGGAACUUUGGAGGUCGUGUGCACAGUAAAAUUGAACUAUUUGAGCAACUCCGGAAGACGGCUUCGACCCCAACAACGUCGGUAACCCUUAUCAUUGAUGCUCUUCUGGGCUUGGCGAUAUCGUUCGAAGAGCUGCGUACUGGCGAUCAAGCUACCGUCUACGAGUUGAUAGAGUGGGCCAACCGAAACGAGGCCUUUGUUCUCGCAGUUGAUGUACCAACUGGCAUCGAUCCGUCGACAGGCAAGGUCAGCAUCAUUGAUGGUGGUCGUCUCUACGUCAAACCUCGUUACGUAGUGGCGAUGGGUGCGCCAAAGAAGGGUCUGCUUGAAGCGAUGGCUCCAGUCUCGGACUCCGACCCAACCGGAACCGAAACCGCCGUCGCCGAGGAGGAAGACUGGAAACUAUUCAUCGCCGAUAUGGGUCUUGGCGCAACGGUGUGGAAGAAGGCCGGCACGAAAAUCCGGAGAGGCAUCGAUUUUGACGACAAAUGGGUUCUGCAGAUGCGGUAUCAACCGGCGCUCUCCCAGGACUAAGGAGGACUGCACUGCGCUAUGGCCGAUGAAGGAAAGGGAAAAGCAAGGGAUAAGAAAAAAAACACGGAGCUGAUUUAGGGAAACGGCCAAAGAAGAAAAAAAGCGAGUCGUCAUUUCUGCUGCAUUACUUGGGCGUUGUUGUCGCUCAAUGAUUGGAGGACUGCAUAUGGGGGGGGUGUGGUGGGAUAGGAGUUUGUGCUAAGCCAUCAUUUUCGCAUUCAAAGACGGCGGCCAUGGACUUGUAUGAUAUCUUAGGCACAGCAUUUAUUACC
Molecule: messenger RNA, 2747 nt
Organism: Colletotrichum destructivum
Lineage: Eukaryota; Fungi; Ascomycota; Sordariomycetes; Glomerellales; Glomerellaceae
Product: Putative YjeF domain, FDF domain, DFDF domain, YjeF domain superfamily protein
Exons: 3
Coding region: 319-2475 (718 amino acids)
Biological process (GO): P-body assembly; deadenylation-independent decapping of nuclear-transcribed mRNA
Cellular component (GO): P-body
Molecular function (GO): mRNA binding
Source: RefSeq, a predicted model, not a curated record